Messenger RNA from Sordaria macrospora k-hell, 1380 nucleotides. NCBI's taxonomy places the organism in Eukaryota, Fungi, Ascomycota, Sordariomycetes, Sordariales, Sordariaceae. The record is from RefSeq and is a predicted model, not a curated record.
AUGGCAGUUCGGGGCCGCUUUAUCCGCAAGACCGGCCCGUAUAACAGCCUAGGGGCGCCUAAACCGGCCGAGUGCCCCGCCAUCAACCCCAUGGGACCAAGUGGGAAUGAGGGGAACAGCGACCCCAUCGGAGACGACCAAGAGGGAAGCAAGACCGAGAGAUAUCCGAGCAUCAUUCGCGUGGAAGAUCAGCAAACAGCAAUGGCGUCCAACACCCCAUUCACCCUCAAGUGGGGUAUCAUGGCAACCGGGUGGAUUGCUGAGACAUUCACCCAGGAUCUGCUCACCAAUCCCGCCACCACCCGCGACGUCCACGAUGUCCGUCACGAGGUCGUUGCCGCAGCCUCGUCUAGCUCCAAGCAGAGGGCCGAGGAGUUCCUCGUAAAGAUCAAGGCCCCCAGUUCGGCCAAGGCUUACGGAUCCUACCACGAGCUCGUCGCCGACCCUGAGAUUGAAAUCAUCUAUGUGGCUACUCCCCACAGCCAUCACUUCCAGAAUGCCAUGCUUGCUCUCGAGGCCGGCAAGAAUGUUUUGUGCGAGAAGGCCCUCACGGUGACGGCCUCGCAGGCCCAGAAGCUGGUCCAGAAGGCCAAGGAGAAGAAUGUCUUCUUCAUGGAAGCGGUCUGGACUCGCUAUCAGCCCAUUAGCAUCAAGGUCAGGGAGUUGAUUCAGUCUGGAGUCAUUGGCACCGUCUACCGUGUUGUUGCCGAUCUGUCGGUUGGCAAUGACAAGCCCGAUGGCACCGUUAGCUUCGCCGACACCAACCGCAUGGUCAACCCCGACCUGGCUGGGGGUGCCCUUCUUGAUCUCGGCAUCUACUCGCUUACAUGGGUCUUCCAGACCAUGUACCAUCUGCAGCAGGAGAAAGAAAAGCCCAAGGUUGUGGCUGCCGUCCAGAAGUACCAUACGGGCGCCGAUGAGGCCACCAGUAUUAUUAUGCAGUGGCCGCAACAUAAGAGCCAGGGCAUUGCCCUGACCUCUCUCCGGCUGGCUACCGGGGUGGACAGCGAGAACACGGGCGGACCGGCUAUCCGGAUUCAGGGUUCCGGCGGCGAGAUCCACGUGACGGGACCGGCGUACCGGCCGCUGCAGUACAAGGUGAUCCGAAGUGAUGCCGGCGGCAAGAUUGAGACGGUCGACUUUUCGAUUCCCAAGGACCCCGAGCGGAAUUGGGGCCACGGCAUGUUCUGGGAGGCCGACGAAUGCGCGCGCUGCAUUCGGGACGGCAAGAAGGAAAGCGAGUCGUUGCCGUGGCAAGAGAGCCUGGUGAUGAUGGAGGUGAUGGAGGAAGCGCUGAAGCAGGGCGGAGUGACGUAUCCCGACCUGAUCACGACUGAUGUGUUUGAUGCGCAGAGCCCGCUGAACACGGGCAAGAGGUAG